Molecule: messenger RNA, 1731 nt
Organism: Lachnellula hyalina
Lineage: Eukaryota; Fungi; Ascomycota; Leotiomycetes; Helotiales; Lachnaceae
Exons: 4
Coding region: 1-1731 (576 amino acids)
Source: RefSeq, a predicted model, not a curated record
AUGCCCCUCAAGAUGAGGACAAGCAGGCCAAAGCCUACACUUCCAGACCCCAGUCCCUCACUCUUUAAUCCACUUCUCCCCUUCAACCAAGUCUCAAAUAUCGAGAACAAAGUAUCGGAACUGCAGAUUGCGAACAACAAGCCUUCCUUCCUUUUCUCUGAUAUCCCAUCUUCUACUGCUUCCACGAACAUCUUCCCACUAACGCCUACCGGGACCCCGAUGACGAAGGAGAUGGAGGAAGAGAAAGCCUUCGAAGAGCAUAUGGGGCUUCUCACCAGGACGGAAGGGAAGCAAGAGCUUGGGGAUGCUAUCACGGCGCCGAUUUUCACCAUGCCGGUCCUUGAACACGUGAGUAGGCGUCUGGCGAACGAAACCGAGAACCCAUUUGCGCAGUACGGUCUGCUGGCUGGGGUCGCUCGUGGCUUUGAAGAGACCACUGAUGUCGAAGUCGAUGCCAUGAACGCUGACCCACGACUUUUCUUCAACAUCGCCAGUCCGUCUAGCACAUUCAUCUGUGGCUCCCAGGGAUCUGGCAAAAGCCAUACUUUGUCCUGCUUGUUGGAGAACUCGAUGUUCCCAGCCGUAGCAAAUCAUCUACCCCAUCCUCUUACCGGGCUUGUUUUCCAUUAUGACACGUUCAUAUCCGAUGAUGGAGGCUCACCUUGCGAGGCAGCGUUUCUGUCAUCGAAUAAGGGAGUCAAGGUUCGAGUACUCUGUGCCCCAACCAAUAUUGCUACCAUAAAGUUGGCGUAUUCUCAGUUCAAAAACAUCACGAUUGAACCCCUUCGAAUCAAUCAAAGCGAUCUCAACACGAAGAGAAUGCUUGACUUGAUGGCAGUGACUUCAAGUAACGGCCCCAUACCCUUGUAUGUACACACUAUAUACCGGAUCCUUCGAGUUCUGCGAGAAGAGCAACAAAAGACAGGUAGCAAAUUUGACUAUGUCCUUUUCAAGAAACACGUGGAUGCUGCCAAUCUGUCACCCGACCAGCUCAGACCUUUACAGCAACGUCUUGAUACUUUGGAGAGUUUCAUGCCAAAAGAACAGACAUUCGCCCCGCAUUUAAAGGGAAAGGGAAAAUUGAGACCCCCUACGGGUAAUGAUUGGACCCCUAAAGCCGGUACUCUCACAAUUGUCGAUCUCUCAUGUCCAUGUGUUACGCCAGAAGGAGCAUGCGCACUGUUUAACAUCUGCCUCAGCAUAUUUCUCGAGAAAAGCACAUCCGUCGGCCGAGUCAUCGCUCUCGACGAGGCCCAUAAAUACAUGAACGCCUCCUCCGAAGCUUCAACCCUCACCGAAACCCUGCUUGCCACCAUCCGCCUCCAACGCCACCUCGGCGCCCGCAUAAUAAUCUCCACCCAAGAACCGACCAUCUCCCCCGCUCUGCUCGACCUCUCAUCCGUAACCAUCGUACACCGCUUUACCUCUCCAGAAUGGCUCAAGACGCUAGAAGGCCACCUGGCUGGCGCAGCCUCAAAGCUACUUCUCCGCACUGACGACACCGAGGGUGGCGAACAGCAGAUCAGUAUAGCGACGAAAGUAUUCCGCGAGAUCAUCAAGCUGCGAGUCGGUGAAGCGCUGCUGUUCUCCCCCAGUGCGGUUAUUGGAGUUGAUGAAGGUGCUGGGAAGACUGGCGCGGAUGCGCUCCAGAGAUUGGGCGCGGGGUUUCUGAAGAUCAGGGUGAGAUCGAGACUCACUGACGAUGGCGGCAAGAGCGUUAUGGCGGUUUGA